Molecule: messenger RNA, 1494 nt
Organism: Peniophora sp. CBMAI 1063
Lineage: Eukaryota; Fungi; Basidiomycota; Agaricomycetes; Russulales; Peniophoraceae
Source: the annotation of a GenBank genome assembly
AUGUACAGCUUGCAGGGACUCUUGAAUCCCCGCGAAGAGGGCGCACGAGAAGUCAGGGAGGCUUCACCACUUGAAACCUCUAGACUUGAGCCAUCGACCGUUGUAGACGCACCUCUGAAACCGUCGAAGCCAUCCCAGCCCCGCUAUUAUGCUCACUAUAUCUCGUGGACUGGAUUGCACGAGCCGCAUCCAGGAUGUCCCAACUCGCUCAGCUGCCUUGUUGACAACCUUGAUACCGCGCCUACUGAUCAGAUUGAGACGCUCGUGCGAUGCGCUAUUCUUGGCAGUGGCGACGAAGGGCACUUGAGUAUCGACGAGAUAGAAGCCGCCUUGAAGGGCAAAUAUCCCUUCUACAAGAGCGAGGAUCGUGAAGAUGACCUCAAAUAUUCCAUCACUUACCUGUUGGCAACCAGUCCGGCCUUUGUACGUCAUAUCAACAAUGGCCAGAUAUCGUGGGGUGUCACGGAUGUUCACGCUCACAACGAGCGACCGGCUCUAGCGAUACAUUCGCCGCCACAGAGUGCACGCGCGUACGCAAAGUCCCCGUCGAUUGGCGCCCCACCUUCGUCAGCAACUUCCUCGUAUGCAUCCAGCAGACCUACAUACUCUGAAGAGAGUCUCGACAGUCCCAGAUCUGACACUACGCCGUUCGGUGCAUUGGCAUCCGACCUCGACGUCGUACAACCUCCACUCUCACCCCCGCGCGUCUCCAAUAGCGGCCCUCCUGGGGCGUAUAUAGGGGCGCCGCUCCUACAUGUCGAUGAUCAUGGGCAACAUCCACCUCAUCCUGAUUGCCCUAGUGCUCUCAGUUGUCUUCAGGAUACCAAUGACAAACCGAGUUACACCCUGCCGAUUAUCAUCCGGGCGGCGAUUCUUGGGAGUGCAUCGGGACGGCUCACGAUCACGGACAUCUACGGGGUCAUCAUCAGGAAAUACCCACACUUUGCGACUCUGCCGCCAGACGACUCAUGGAAGCAAUCUGUCAGGCAUCACUUAUCGCUCAGCAAUCGUUUCGUGAAGGUGGUGCGCCGAGCGAAUGAACCCGGGCGCGGCGCGUACUGGACGGUUGAUUUGGAAGCUCCGCCUGGUACGAAGCGCCCGCGGAAGCGAAGUCGGAAAGAACAAGAUGGUCCACCGCGACCGCGCGGGCGCCCGCGCACCGUGUACGAUCAUCCCGUGGGAUACGACCCGGACUAUGACAAACCAAUCCCGUUGCCGGCUCUUGCGCCGCCACCGAAUGUGUCACGCAACGACUGGGAGAUGGAUGAAGACGGUUCGUAUGACGAGGACGAGGAUGAUAGAGGCAAUGCGCAGACGGGUCCGCUGCAUGCGGCGCGAGCAGGGUAUAUGCCACCAGCAACUCCUCGCUUGUAUCCUGUACAUUGGGCGUACGCGAAGGGCACGCAUGGACGGGUGACAACCUAUGGCUUCGGUGGCGGGUGGAAUGGCCGGUGGAAUAGUAGCUACAUUACGCAACUGUACAUACACAUGUAA